AUGGAUCCUGAUACCCACAGCAAGUUGGUCCUGUCUGUCUAUAUUUUCACUUUUCUCACAGGCCUGCCUUCCAACUUGCUGGCAUUCUACACUUUCUUGAUCAAGGUGCGCCGGAAGGCAACGCCAGUAGACAUACUUCUUCUCAACUUGACUGUUUCUGACCUGAUCCUCCUCAUGUUUCUGCCUUUCAAGAUGGAUGAAGCAGCUUCCAAUAUGAGAUGGAGGCUACCUCAGUUCCUCUGCCCACUCACUGGAUUUUUCUACUACAGCAGCAUCUACAUCAGUACCAUGUUCCUCACAGCUGUAAGUGUGGAGCGCUAUCUCGGAGUAGCUUACCCUAUCAAAUACAAGCUUCACCGCAAGCCUAUGUAUGCCAUAGUGGCAAGCAUCAUCAUAUGGCUUCUGGCCUGCGCUAACUGUAGCAUUGUCUACAUUGUACAAUACAGACUUCCAUUGAAUGAGACCCUUUCUAGCAAUUUCACAUGCUAUGAACAGUUUUCGAAAGAACAGUUGGACAUCUUACUCCCGGUACGACUGGAAUUAGGCUUGUUGCUCUUCUUUAUCCCAUUCAUGGUAACAGUUUUCUGUUAUGUAAACUUCAUCAGAAUUUUAAUGUCUCUGCCCAACAUAGCGGCCAAGAGAAAGCAGAGAGCCAUAGGCCUUGCAGUGGCCACUCUCACCAACUUCAUCAUCUGUUUCUCUCCUUAUAACAUCUCCCACAUUGUGGGCUUUAUACAACAUGAUAGUCCGCAAUGGAGGGUGGAUGCUUUGCUGCUUAGCACGUUUAAUGCAAGUUUGGACCCAGUUGUUUUCUACUUCUCCUCUUCGGCUGUUCAGGUCAUGGCUUGUGAUUGUAUCGUUGGAAUAUCAAGAAAACUUAGGACCAUCUGCCCAUGUAAGUUCUCUUCUUCCUGUGAUGCUUCAGUCAAACAAAAUAGUGUGGAUAGAUCCUCAACAUAAGGCUUUGGAAGCUGGAGACAUCACUGUAAAUGCUCUGAGCAAAAGAGAUCAACUUAGCUUUGUACACAGUUUGUAAAACUGAUAGGAGAUGAAAAUCUCAGAGGUCCCCAUUGAUCAAAAUUCAACUUACCAGACUACUUUUAAAGAUGCUGCGACAUUGAACAGUAGAUUCUACUAAUCACAUAGAUAUUGAAUAUCCUAUACAUUCCUGGAUGGUCACAUUUGGAUCACGGCUAUUUUUGUAUGAUCUUCACCAAACCAUUUAUUUACCCAAAUGACACUGCCUGGCCUAAACCAUAACUUCUAACCACAUUCCAUCGCCUGGCUCUGACUAUUGGGUUUGUUGAAAGACGAAAAAUCGGAAUUUCUAUAUGUACAGAAUUAAUUUAUUCUUUUUAUAAAACUAUAAGAUUCUGUCAGAUCUUAAAAAUGUUACAGAUGUAAAUAAGGUUUUUGUGUAAAUUCUGUUAUAAUUUUUGUAUAUCAAUUUUUCUUGUUUUGAUUGGUCAACUGUGUACCGUUAUACCCUACGAUAGUGCUGUCUA
Xenopus laevis (African clawed frog) is the source of this 1505-nucleotide messenger RNA. It is a transcript of the gene ffar2.L, whose product is annotated as free fatty acid receptor 2 L homeolog. Gene Ontology annotation, cellular component: plasma membrane; membrane. Gene Ontology annotation, molecular function: G protein-coupled receptor activity. The transcript has a single exon. The record is from RefSeq and is a predicted model, not a curated record. Gene Ontology annotation, biological process: cellular response to fatty acid; signal transduction; G protein-coupled receptor signaling pathway. NCBI's taxonomy places the organism in Eukaryota, Metazoa, Chordata, Amphibia, Anura, Pipidae. Bases 1 to 960 code for a protein of 319 amino acids.